AUGGGUUGUAUUGCAUCUAAGAGGUAAUAGAUUAAGGAUUCCUCAAAUCAAACAAUGUAACUUAGUUAAAAAUAAUAAAUAUAAUCAGAAGAAUAAUCAAAAUUACAAAUGACUAUAUCAUUAUCUAAUAGUGUUAGAGCUUCUUCUAUCAACAAUUCUAAACCUAUCUCAAAAUAAUAACAGAUGAGAAUAGAAAAACUUUUAUUUAGUAAAAAGAGAAACAUAUAAUCUAACUUAUUUUAAUGCCCUGAAGAAGAAUAAGCAUAUUAGAGAACUAUCGUUCGAUUAUUAGUCAAUUGA
Messenger RNA from Paramecium sonneborni, 300 nucleotides. The record is from the annotation of a GenBank genome assembly. Lineage: Eukaryota; Ciliophora; Oligohymenophorea; Peniculida; Parameciidae.